Salvelinus fontinalis (brook trout) is the source of this 1683-nucleotide messenger RNA. RefSeq names its product coactosin-like protein. Gene Ontology annotation, biological process: regulation of actin filament polymerization. Gene Ontology annotation, cellular component: actin filament; cortical actin cytoskeleton; plasma membrane. The transcript is spliced from 4 exons. The record is from RefSeq and is a predicted model, not a curated record. Gene Ontology annotation, molecular function: actin filament binding. Bases 363 to 791 code for a protein of 142 amino acids. NCBI's taxonomy places the organism in Eukaryota, Metazoa, Chordata, Actinopteri, Salmoniformes, Salmonidae.
AAGGGUGGAUUUAUUUGGCUGAAUCCCUCAGUUGACCAUUGGGAGGAUGUGAAUGCUGCGUAUGGGGACUUCGCCGCUCUACUACCGCAACCUGAUUGACAAACAUCACCAACGCCCAUAAACUGGAUAUAGGAAAUGAAUCGAGUCGUGAAAAGAGUAUUUCUCUGAUAAUUGAGAAAAGAUACACCCUUUUCCGCGCACUGCUCGUGUAAUAGCGCAUGUUCGACUGUUCAAUAGGGGCGCGUGAUUUCAGGCUAUUUAGUCGUCUAUUGUAGAACUCACGUUCUGCUCAUUUUGGAUUGUUCUUUUCGCCGUGUGCUUUCUUUCAUCUCUAGGCUACUGUCCAUUUGCGUCCAUCCAAAAUGGCAACAAGAAUCGAUAAAGAGGCUUGCAGGGAAGCGUAUAACCUCGUCAGAGACGAUAACACGGAGAUAAACUGGGCAGCGUUUAAAUAUGAGGGCCAUAUGAUUGUGCCGGCGGGCCAGGGGACUGAUUAUGAAGAAUUCAAGAGUCAGUGCACAGAUGAUGUGCGUCUCUUUGGCUUUGUGCGGAUCACAACGGGUGACGCCAUGAGCAAGCGGGCCAAGUUCACCCUCAUCACCUGGAUAGGGGAAAACGUAAGUGGCCUGCAGCGUGCCAAGAUCAGCACUGACAAGACACUGGUGAAAGAUAUUGUCCAGAACUUUGCUAAGGAGUUCAUGAUCAGUGAUGCUCGUGAGCUGGAGGAGGACUACAUUCGCACCGAGCUGAAGAAGGCAGGCGGGGCCAACUAUGACGCCCAAGGAGAGUAGAGCAAAGUCCACAAGGGCAGGGGUGGGGCUGCUACUUUUUGGGGGAGGGAGGGGUCUUCAUGCCUGGAUGAGAGAGAGGGGGGGAUAUACAUACACACAUGCACAAACACACAGAUAAACACAACACACAGCAACAAAAAAAAACUCAUAAAAAAAGCACAUUGAGACACACUCAGACAUAUGCCUGCAGUCCUAUCCUCAGCCCUCUUACCAGUCAGGUCAUGGUUGAUUAUCUACUGUACUGUGCAUCAUCUCACUCAUCUCAGCUGCGCCACAACGUUUAGAACUAUCUCAAUCUGUGGUGCUGUGUUUGUGUUACAACUGGAAAAGACACGUUACUGUACUGUAUGUCAGAAGGGCAGAAUGAUUCUCUUUGUCUCUCUGAUUGGACUUAUCAUCAUUGUGCUUUUACUGUAUCUUCCUCUGUGGUUGUAGUCCAAACAUGCAUCAUUGGUCAAUAGAGGUCUUUCCUGCCCAGCGGUUUCGUCUCCCAAUCCACCCCCAAGGUAUACCCCACUGUGUUUACUGCCUUAAUCUCCCAUGGAGAGAAGGGCAUCAUGGGAGUUGUGUGUGUUUGUGGACACUACACUGUUAUUGGCUAUCCUCCACUCGGGGGGUGGGACUAAGAUUCGCCUAUGGAACACAAACCAAUAGGGCAGGGCUGUAGCACUGUCAGUCGGCCCAACCCAGGAGCAGCCAUCUAUCUCUCUGGUGUAGCCUCUUUUUAUUUGGAUUAAACCCCAAAAAUGAAUGUUUUUAUUUUCUCUAAGAGUUUAACCUUUGAUUUAUUCUUGAGAGCAAUGUUAUGUAGGAGAUUCACAGAGACAUUUAAAAACUGAACUGGGCACACGAUCAAUCAUUUCUGAAUAAAACCGUUGUUUGUUUUUUUCAA